GCUUGUCACGGGUUCCUUCGUCAGAGGAGUAACAAGGGUUGUUAUGACGUAGUGUUCUUUGUGACAGAAGACGGACAUUUUGAGCCGUAAAACAUACUACAACGGUUCUCUGACUUUUUGUAAGCCACGUUUUAUCACAAACCAUGGCGGACGCUCCCCCUCCCUACACACCGUACCCCACGAAGGAAGGUUUUGUCGACCCUUCGUCCAAUGUCCAGGCGUACGCGCUCCAGCAACCGGCGCCACAGCCCGUGGUGGUGACCCAGCCUCUCAUCAAGAUCAACCCCGCCAGUUUCCCCGUGGAGCCGGUACAGCUACAGUGUCCUCACUGCAACAACAACGUCCGCACGGACACGGAGAGGGUGGUCGGCGCCGUCACCUGGCUAUCCUCCUUCAUGCUCAUCGUCAUGAUAAUCGGCUUACUUGGACUGUGCUUCGUGCCUUUCUUUUUGGACUCUACCAAGGACGUGCGGCAUACCUGUCCUAACUGCAAGAAUCAUCUGGGAACUUAUCAUAGAAUGGAGUAAACAAAAACAAACAAACAAACAAACAAACAAAACAACGCCAUAUGUGUAUUUCAUAUGUCGAUUCUAUGAGUGGACCUGACAGAGAAAUACAAAUUUGUCUUCUGUUGUCAAAGUUAAAAUAGAGAACUUUACCUUCACACGAAAUAAACUACAAAAUUUGUAACAAAAUAUCAUUGCUCCUAACAUAAUGCUGUGUUAAGCUUGUCGACCACUGUCAUGUUGACGGCCAAGUUGUUUGAUAGAUGUUGUCUACGUGAAUGUUAGAGAAUUAUGCACUGUAAAUAUUAUUGAUAGGAGAAAUCAAUCCACCGUAAUUAACAGGAAUAAAGAGAGAUCAAUAUUUAACGA
Molecule: messenger RNA, 875 nt
Organism: Branchiostoma belcheri (Belcher's lancelet)
Lineage: Eukaryota; Metazoa; Chordata; Leptocardii; Amphioxiformes; Branchiostomatidae
Product: lipopolysaccharide-induced tumor necrosis factor-alpha factor homolog
Exons: 4
Coding region: 144-527 (127 amino acids)
Molecular function (GO): zinc ion binding
Source: RefSeq, a predicted model, not a curated record